Lolium rigidum is the source of this 720-nucleotide messenger RNA. Its product is annotated as WUSCHEL-related homeobox 8-like. The record is from RefSeq and is a predicted model, not a curated record. Gene Ontology annotation, molecular function: DNA-binding transcription factor activity; DNA binding. Lineage: Eukaryota; Viridiplantae; Streptophyta; Magnoliopsida; Poales; Poaceae. Bases 1 to 537 code for a protein of 178 amino acids. The transcript is spliced from 2 exons.
AUGAAUCGGGACAAGGGCAAGGCCUGCGCCUCCACCACGCCGGCGGAGGUGAGCGGCGGCGCAUGGGAGGUGCCAGGGUACGUCAUGGUGAUGACGGACGAGCAGGUGGAGGUGCUCCGGAAGCAGAUCUCAAUCUACGCAACCAUCUGCGAGCAGCUCCUCGAGAUGCACCACGCCCUCACCUCGCACCAGGGCUCCAUUGCAGGCGUGAGGUCCGGUGGUAAUCUGUACCGUGAUCCUCCGACGGUUCAUGGAGAUAAGAAGUUCACCGCGAGGCAGCGAUGGCAACCGACCCAGAUGCAGCUGCAUAUCCUCGAGAGCAUUUUCGGCCAAGGAAAUGGAGCGCUACCGGGCAGGCAGAAGAUACAAGACAUCACGGUGGAGCUCUCGCAGCACGGCCAGGUCGCGGAGACCAAUGUCUACAACUGGUUUCAGAACCGACGUGCGCGUGCCAAGCGCAAUCUGAAGCGCAAGCAGGCAGCAUCGCCGCUAAAUAACGGUGAAUCUGAAGCUCAGGCACCCAGCUCCUCUAACUAGAUCAUGAUGGCGCACGGAUGUUGCUGGGACGUCUAUUUUAGACUUGGAUAAACCGAUUAUUUGUUCUUCACCGCAGGAUUUAGUCAUAUAAGAUAGAGGUUCCGAGAAAUAUCAAGGAUUUAGCCAUGCAUAUUUAGGUCUGAUGUUUUUAUGGUGCCGCUUCAACUUUUUUGGUGUUGGUUC